CAAUGCAGGCUGUUGUGUAAGAGGAAGCUUUGAGCGAGUUUCAAUACACUUGCACACACAUACACACGCACGCACACAUACAGCAUGUGACGGGAUCUCUACUGAACACAGUUCCAGCAGGUCGGGUAGAAAUCCUUACUUGGUUCAAUCUGGCUUUGUUUUUGUAAACUGGGAUUAUAAACUUUUUAGGAAAGUGUGGAUUCGUCUCGAAAUUGUUCUGUAGUGCUGCUGCCUCUGAGUUGCAUUCAGCUUGUCAGGACGCUGGUGAUCAGAGCAGAACCAUCCUGGGAUCACCCACACAAUGACCGCCAACCAGAUAUCCAGUGUGGACGAUGUGGCCGAGAGGAUGGACGACGAGAUGCCCUACAGCGACGACGAGACAGAUGAUGAAUUGGAAAGUCACACUGGCAUCAACGAGGAUUCCAGGCAAAACUGCACCAACCAGCAAACUGAGGAAGCCAAGAAUGAAUACACCUGGAAGGUCAAAGCCAACGACAAAGACUUUUAUGAUAACCUCAUUGUAAAGAAGUACGGUAUAUUCACUGAAAGCAAAUAUGCAGGAAAUUCAAUUCGGACCUACAAAUACAAUCUCAUCACAUUUUUACCAUUAAACUUGUUUGAACAAUUUAAAAGGGCAGCAAAUGCUUACUUUCUAGUUCUUCUCAUUCUACAGAUCAUUCCACAAAUUACCACCUUGCCUUGGUACACAACACUGGUGCCAUUAGUAGUGGUACUGGGGAUAACAGCAAUAAAAGAUCUCGUGGAUGACAUUGCUCGGCACCAGAUGGACAAUGAAAUCAACAACCGGUCCUGUGAGGUUUUGGAGGAUGGCAAUUUUCAACCAUCAAAAUGGAAGGACUUAAAAGUCGGUGACAUUGUGCGAUUACGAAGAGAUGAUUUUAUUCCUGCUGAUCUACUGCUGCUGUCCAGCUCUGAACCCAAUAGUCUUUGUUACGUAGAAACAGCUGAACUCGAUGGUGAAACGAACCUAAAAUUUAAGAUGUCUCUGGAGGUGACAGACCAGCUGAUGAAGGAUGAAAAGGGUCUGAAAUCUUUUGAUGGUAUGAUCGAGUGCGAAGAGCCCAACAAUCGCUUGGAUAAGUUCGUGGGAACGUUAUCCUGGAGGGACCAGAAAUACCCCCUCAGUCUGGACCACAUCCUCCUGCGUGGCUGUACUGUACGCAACACCAACAUCUCUCAUGGGAUACUCAUCUAUGCAGGAAAGGACACAAAAAUAAUGAGGAAUGGAGGAAAGACACAAUUCAAGAGGACUAAAAUCGAUCAACUAAUGAAUUAUAUGGUUUAUACGAUCUUUCUCUGCCUCAUUCUCCUGUCAGCCGGCCUCGCUAUUGGCCACACUUUUUGGGAAAGCCAAAUCGGCAACAUUACUCGGUCCUGGUAUCUCGAUGAUGGCAAAACGGAUUCCCCUUCUUACCGAGGCUUCCUCAUCUUCUGGGGCUACAUCAUUGUCAUGAACACAAUGGUUCCCAUUUCUCUCUACGUCAGUGUUGAGGUGAUCCGCUUGGGACAAAGCUACUUCAUAAAUUGGGAUCUGCAGAUGUACUACGCUGAGAAGGACACACCGGCCAAAGCAAGGACAACCACCCUGACCGAACAGCUGGGCCAGAUCAAAUACAUCUUUUCCGAUAAGACCGGCACCCUCACGCAGAACAUCAUGGCUUUUAAGAAGUGCUACGUGAACGGCAGGGCGUAUGGUGAAUUGUGCAACGCUGCUGGAGACAAGACUGACCAAAAAGAGCUGGUGGACUUCAGCUGGAACAGUUACUCCGACGGGAAAUUCCAGUUUUAUGACCAUUACUUGCCUACACUGAUCCGGUCAGGAAAGGAUCCGUCGGUACAGGAAUUCUUCAAACUGCUCGGACUCUGCCACACGGUGAUGGUGGAAGAAAACAAAGGCGAAUUAGUUUAUCAAGCAGCCUCUCCCGAUGAAGGAGCCCUGGUCACUGCAGCACGGAAUUUUGGCUUUGCCUUUCUGUCCCGCACACAGAACACCAUCACAAUCAGUGAACUGGGGACAAAGAGGACCUACCAAGUACUGGCCAUGUUAGACUUCAACAGCGAUCGCAAGAGAAUGUCUGUCAUUUUGAGAGACCCAGAUGGUAAUAUCAAACUCUACUGUAAAGGUGCUGACACAGUCAUAUAUGAGAGGUUACAUCCCAACAACCCAAAAAGGGAUUGUACAGAAGAAGCACUGGUGGAUUUUGCAACUCAGACCCUCAGAACCCUGUGUCUAACCUACAAGGAUAUCAGCGAGGCUGAGUACUCAAUUUGGAACAAGAAAUACGCAGCUGCCAGUGUCUCCACAAAUAACCGCGAAAAAGCACUUGACGAAGUGUAUGAAGAAAUUGAAACCAAUUUAUACCUCAUCGGAGCCACUGCCAUAGAAGAUAAGCUGCAAGAUGGUGUUCCUGAGACGAUCGAAACUCUCGCAAAAGGACAGAUUAAAAUCUGGAUGCUGACUGGAGACAAAAAAGAAACUGCCGAAAAUAUUGGUUACUCUUGUCGGCUGCUAACCGAAGAAAUGACAAUACAUUACGGAGAGGAGAUUGGUGACAUUCUCAACACCCUGCAGGAGAAUAGGAAGAAUGCUAGAGCGGAUGGCAAGCAUGCUCGUUCCUUCUUCGACAGCAAGGAGAAUCACGCCCUCAUCAUCACCGGAUCCUGGCUGAACGAAAUACUUCGCGAGAAGAAGAGGAGGAAAAAGAAGUGGUUCAGGCUUCCAAAAACGGAGGACGAGAAAAGGCUGCAUCAGGAGAGGGAGCAACAGGAGGAGGCGUCCAAAGAUAGGCGUCAGCAGGACUUUGUGGAACUCGCCUGCCAAUGCAGCACCGUCAUCUGCUGCCGGGUCACCCCCAAGCAGAAGGCCAUGGUUGUCAGCCUGGUGAAAAAAUACAAAAAAGCCAUCACCCUAGCAAUCGGAGAUGGAGCUAAUGAUGUCAACAUGAUUAAAACUGCUCACAUUGGCGUAGGGAUCAGCGGGCAGGAAGGCAUGCAGGCCGUGAUGUCCAGCGAUUAUUCCUUUGGACAGUUUCGAUUCCUGCAGAGGCUGCUCCUGGUCCACGGGCGAUGGUCGUACAUCCGGAUGUGCAAGUUCUUGAGAUAUUUCUUCUUCAAAAACUUCUCCUUCACUUUGGUCCACUUUUGGUACUCCUUUCACACCGGGUACUCUGCACAGACUGCGUAUGAAGAUUGGUUUAUCACUCUCUACAAUGUUCUGUACACCAGCCUUCCAGUCCUGCUUGUUGGGUUGUUGGAUCAGGAUGUGAGUGACAAGUUGUCUCUUCGCUUCCCGAAACUUUACAACACUGGGCAGAUGGAUUCUCUCUUCAAUUACACCAAGUUUUUCAUCAGCCUGUUACACGGCAUCUUGAUCUCCCUUGUUAUUUUCUUUGUACCUUACGGGGCUUUCCUCCAGACCAUGGGCCAGGAUGGUGAGGCUCCGACUGAUUACCAGUCCUUUGCAGUCACCACAGCCUCCGCCCUCAUCAUUGCUGUCAAUCUCCAGAUUGCUCUGGACACCUCGUACUGGACAUUUGUCAAUGCCUUUUCAGUCUUCGGAAGUAUUGUGAUUUAUUUUGCCAUCAUGUUUGACCUUCACAGCGCAGGAAUCCACAUCCUCUUCCCAUCAUCGUUUACCUUUACCGGUGCUGCUCCGAAUGCACUUCGACAGCCUUAUCUGUGGCUGACCAUCAUCUUAACUGUCGGAAUCUGUCUGUUCCCUGUUCUUGCCAUUCGUUUCUUCUUGAGGAUUACCCGACCGUCAAUAACUGAACAGAUUCAGAUGAACCGGAAGAAAUAUGAGAGCGAGCCACUGCCUCCGACCAGGCAGCCGAGCGGAUUCCAGAGGAACGUCUCCACUCGGCGAUCAGCCUACGCAUUUUCACACCAACGAGGAUUCGCGGACCUUAUCUCCUCGGGCAGGAGUAUCCGGAGAAAAGACCCGAACUCCCAUGCCGGAGCCAGCAGGAGCACACAGAAUAAUGCGGGCGGAGACGCCAGCUGAAACCAACGACUUUCUUUUUAAAAUACAAUACAACAUUUUUUUUAAAGAAAAGGACACUUGGGAAGCCUCGGGAGGUGGAGUAGGAUGAAAGGGGGGAAUUAAUUUUAAACCCACAUUUCUCGGGGAUUGAUAGGAAGAUUGUAAGUUUCAUUUCCAAGCUAUUUGCUGUCGCUCUUCGGAUGAUGAUCAGUACGGUUUUGUACGAGACGUGAGAAUGAUUUUGAUGCCACCCCCAACACCCACCCCCCCCUCCAACCCUACUCUACCUACUCUCUCAAUCCCCCCACCCUCCAGGGGCCAAUGCUGGAGCCAGAACUGACUUCUGAGGGAAUCGCUGUCUUGAUCUCCAGGAGCCAAUGGUACAAAUGAAACUCAACACAGAAUCCCAGGGUUUCCGUUGCUACUAUGAGACAAGUCAACAGUACAUAAUCUCCACAGAGCAACUUAGAGAGGAUGUGUAUUACAGUUUAAGUUCAGAGCAUAAGGCAGAAGACGAUGUGUGCUAUUUUAAAACUGUCCAAUGUUUACAUAUGUAUAAUGUACAGAUUCACUCUUGUUCAUAAAGUCCUCAUCACUGCUUGUAAAUACAGAAUUAUAUUUUUCCUCCUGCUUUACCUAAUUUGGUGACUCCAUACCUUUAUUAAAAAAACAAAGGUUUCUUGUUGAUCUUCUAAUACGCAGUAUCUAAAUAUAUUUUUUAUCUGCACAAAAAACAUUUUGUGUUUCAUCUGAAGUUCUUAAAAAAGAGAAUAUUUUGUAAAAUUUCAAGAGUAAAUAAAAUUGUUUCAGUUGAUUCAGGUUUUCCUCUGUUGACAAUAAAC
Callorhinchus milii (elephant shark) is the source of this 4845-nucleotide messenger RNA. It is a transcript of the gene atp8b1, whose product is annotated as ATPase phospholipid transporting 8B1. Gene Ontology annotation, cellular component: plasma membrane. Gene Ontology annotation, biological process: phospholipid translocation; Golgi organization. NCBI's taxonomy places the organism in Eukaryota, Metazoa, Chordata, Chondrichthyes, Chimaeriformes, Callorhinchidae. Gene Ontology annotation, molecular function: ATPase-coupled intramembrane lipid carrier activity; ATP binding; magnesium ion binding. The record is from RefSeq and is a predicted model, not a curated record. The transcript has 28 exons. Bases 302 to 4024 code for a protein of 1240 amino acids.